This is a messenger RNA of Pieris rapae (cabbage white), 1702 nucleotides long. RefSeq names its product phosphomevalonate kinase (gene Mpk). NCBI's taxonomy places the organism in Eukaryota, Metazoa, Arthropoda, Insecta, Lepidoptera, Pieridae. The coding region runs from base 842 to 1399 and encodes 185 amino acids. Gene Ontology annotation, molecular function: phosphomevalonate kinase activity. Gene Ontology annotation, biological process: cholesterol biosynthetic process; isopentenyl diphosphate biosynthetic process, mevalonate pathway. Gene Ontology annotation, cellular component: cytoplasm. The record is from RefSeq and is a predicted model, not a curated record. The transcript is spliced from 4 exons.
CAAUACGAUUAAUCAUUUAUGGCCAGAUAAUAUAAAUAAAGUUUAAGGGCGGACCAAUACUCAAUACUACAGAUAUCUAAUGUACUAAUGGUAGUCACAACCCUCAACCUAGUCUAGUCAGUGUUUACAAAGUUAUCCAAAAAGAAGGCCAAUUUUAUAGAAUACUUAACAUCUGACAGUUUUAGUUACAUAGCGAUGACGCGUUAAAAUCAUUGAUUAAAGGGAAUUACUUGAAAUGGACAUCAAAAAUAUACGAAUCGAGUUCAAGUCUUAUAAAUAUUAUAAUGAUUUUUUGUGUGUGUGAUGUAUAGUGAAAUACUCCCUCUCCAGUAAUCAUUGUGUUCGAUUAUUUUUGUGAACUUACGAUUUUUGGAUACAUAUCUACAAACCGAAGAUAGAGUAUAUAACCAUACCAUAGUCCGUCUACGGCCUACGCUAUAAACGAAAAACGGUUUACCGACGCAACAAUGACUUUUACUCUUGUAAUGACGUUUAGUAAUCAGUUAUAUUUAGUGCAGAAAUUGCUUAUUAUAUUACGAACGGUUAAUAAAGCAUGAAACUAAAUCGUAAUUUUUUUAUUUUUAUAUUUAUAUUUAUAAAGAUAUAAUCAGAAAUGAAAAAUGCACUCUUUCAGUUCGAACUCGAAAUAAGAAACUAUGACGCCGUUUCAGAGUUACAAUUUACAUAAUAAUAGUAAUAAUAAUUGCUAUGUACUAAAACUGUCAGAUGUUAAGUAUUCUUUAGAUUUUGACGUAGUCGAUUGAGGCUUGAGGAUGUCUUUUUAAAAGACGGCGCAGUCUGAGUUCUGUUUGAAUUGUGAUAAUAAUAUAAUUUAAAUAAUAUGAACCCGUCAGUUGUUUUACUAUUCUCUGGUAAAAGAAAAUGUGGUAAAGAUUUUAUUACUGACCAUUUACAAGAGAAAUUAGGUGAUAAAUGUGAAAUAAUAAAGAUUUCUUUACCAAUCAAAAGUUACUGGGCGAAGGAAAUGAAUUUAAAUUUGAAUGAGCUACUGAGCAAUGGUGCACUAAAGGAAAAUUAUAGACUUGAAAUGAUCAACUGGAGUGAUAAGAUGAGGGCAAAAGAUUAUGGCUGUUUUUGUAAAGUUGCUUGUCAAAACGCUAAAGGAAAACCAAUAUGGAUAGUAAGUGAUGUGAGACGUGGAACAGACAUUCAGUGGUUUAAAGAAAACUAUGGCAAUAAAAUCAAAACUAUUAGGUUAAUUGCUGAUGAAGAUACAAGAAAAGAAAGAGGCUACAAAUUUAAAAGUGGGGUUGAUGAUGUGGCAUCUGAAUGUGGCUUAGAUAAUUAUCGUGGUUGGGAUUUAGUUAUUGACAAUGGCAGGGAUAGAGAUUUAUUAGAAAAACAGUUAGAGAAAAUAAUAUCAUUAAUUUCAGUAUAGCUUUAUUUAUAGACAUAUAUACUUAUUCUAUUUUAUAUUUUAAGGAAAACACAUGGCAUAUAUAUAUAACUUCUAAAUUUUUAAUAUGGAGUGCUUUUUUUCUUAGAUAUCUAUGGAAUAAUAGACUCUUACUUUCAACUUGCUAUUUAUUGCAGUAUACAUCCUACUUAAAUUUUUUGUCAUAAUUUAAUAUUAGCUGCAAUAGAAUGGAAAUGACAUGUCAAGGAUUGCAUAACUAAAUUGAUUUCUUAUUGUAGUAAUUUAACUUAAUUUAUAUAAACAAUGAAACAUCAUACUUAUGUU